This is a messenger RNA of Ceraceosorus guamensis, 697 nucleotides long. RefSeq lists its product as hypothetical. The record is from RefSeq and is a predicted model, not a curated record. The transcript has 2 exons. The coding region runs from base 46 to 285 and encodes 79 amino acids. NCBI's taxonomy places the organism in Eukaryota, Fungi, Basidiomycota, Exobasidiomycetes, Ceraceosorales, Ceraceosoraceae.
CCGAGUCGAUACUUCAUCACCCGCAUAGCAACACUUGUCUUCAUCAUGGACUCUUUCAUCAACAAGGCUAAAGACUUCGCCGAGUCCGACCAGGGCAAGGGUCUCAUCGUGAGUAUCAUCGAGCUCGCGCUCGCAGGCUCCAUCAACUUCGCUCCGCUCAACCCCGCUUUUGUUUCUUACAUUCGUUCACCUGGCCCGGCAGAACAAGGCUCUUGGCAACCAAGGAAACCAAGACAACCAAAACAGCUACGGAGGCAACAACGUGAGUUGACCACGUCUACCUAAAAGUUGCCAGUCGUCAUCGGCUAAUUCGUCCCACUCGCAGUCGUCUAGCAACAAUGAUAGCUACGGUAGUGGUAACAACUCCUCCAGCGGCGGUGGAUUUGGCUCUGUGAGUCGACGACUUGCUCACCAUUUAUUAUGAAUGGCGGUAGCUCACACGUAUGCCCAUCCAGUCCAACAACGACAACAACGACAGCUACGGCAGUGGAAACAAGUCAUCCAGCGGCGGCGGAUUCGGUGGCGUGAGUCGCUCAAAGACCGACACGAUACGACAGCACUUGACUGAUCAGUCCGAUUCUUGUUGUAGUCAUCGGACAGCUACGGCUCCAGCGGCGGUCGCGACAACAACGACAGCUACGGCUCCAGCGGCGGUCGCGACAACAACGAUAGCUACGGAUCCAGCGGCGGCCGCGAC